Cimex lectularius (bed bug) is the source of this 1761-nucleotide messenger RNA. RefSeq lists its product as uncharacterized. The transcript has 5 exons. The record is from RefSeq and is a predicted model, not a curated record. Lineage: Eukaryota; Metazoa; Arthropoda; Insecta; Hemiptera; Cimicidae. Bases 352 to 1053 code for a protein of 233 amino acids.
GGCUACAACAACCUUUUUAUCCACUUUUUGUUUUUUAAAUGGCACGUUGACAUCAUUGUUUAAUUUCUUCCCGAAAUUUUUAUUGUUAUUUUCAAAAUUUUCAUUUCGGCUUUUUAUUUUCGGAUGAGGGUUUAAAAAAAUAGAAUGAUAUAAACAAAAUGUUAUACUGUAAAUCGAGUCUCCAUAAUUUCUUCAGAGCGACUUACAAUUGAGGAUUUUUCUCUUGGGGGGGAAAAGCUGGAAAUAUCGGAAAAAGUUGAGAUGCUGAAAGUUGGAGACCAUUUCCAUGAAAGUUCAGAUACCAAAAUUACAAAAUAAUUGCUGUAAAAGUUUUUCAAGCCAAGAAGUAAAAUGCGCCAAUUCAAGGAAGAUGAAGAUGAGGCAAAACAAAAACAGGAGAUGAUGGCAUAUUUUACUUCAGUAUCUUCAACGUUAAUGGACUUGGCCCAUAAUAAGUUUGCAGAUGGAACAUGGCAGAUACCACUGAAUCAAAGGGAUGAAGAUAUAGAAGUAUCAUAUCAAAUGCCAUUUGUUAAAAAAGUUAGUUAUGCUGUAGAACAAAACAAACCACAGAAACUUAACACCAAAGGAAAUACUAACACAGGGAGCAAAAAAGUACCUGGUACGGCGUCGAGUCAUUUGCCAGAUACUCCUCGUCCGACAGGGCCAUUGCCGCUGAAAGAGGCAAUCCCAAAGAAAAAAGAUUUGCAAAAAAUGACACCCCACACCAAAAUUCCUCCGGAGAAAAAAGCACUCGCCACACAGCCCCGUGGGACGGUACCGGUAAAAGUGGCUGGUGAUACUGACAGGCGUAUAAGAAAAGGCAGUGAAGACCCUGCGGCAGCAGGUCCCAGUAAAGCGCGUAACCGGGAUGAAGAAUACGCAGCUUACCAAAAAGACUGGGGCUUGGCCAAUGUUGAACAGUCUUCUAAAAGCACUACUAAACCUACUGUAGAACCGACCCAACCAAUUGAGCAGAACCCUCCAAAAGCCCCCUCCAAGUCACAAGAAAACGCUCCCCAGGCAAAAAAAAAUUUAAAUAAACCUAAAUGAUCAUUCGAAGUAUACAAAUCACAUGUUGAUAUGAAUCAAAAAAUGAUUUUUUUUUUUGUGGAAGAAUUUCUUUAAUAUAUAAUUUGUGUUGAAAUAAUUGUGUUCUUUAUUGAUAACUUAUUUAUUUGCUCGAUUGACAAUUUCUGCUAAUAAGCCGAGUUAACCAACAAAAUAAACAUUGAUUUGAAUUAAAUCUUACAACAAUUUGUAAAAUUUAUAUUAAAAGAAUACAAUUUACAUAUUUGACUAUUAUUUUACACAUUUGAUGUUUCAUUCAAAUUAAAGUUUUCAUAAAGUUAAAAAACAUGUUUCACUGUUAAUUGAGGUUUAUAAAUUAAAUUGAAACAAAAAGAAGACAAUGAUGUUACAUUAUGAAACCAAUGCUUUUACAUAAAUGAUAUAAAAAUUAAAUUAUGAUAUGACAGUUCUUUGUAAAGUAACUUAAAGUUACAAAAAUAUAAAUUUUAUGCAUCUGUACACAAAACGCAAUAGUAUUCCCUUCAUUUUACAAAAUAGAAACAUUUAUCAAUACUUUUUAUUAUUAACAUAUUUCGGAAAAUGGAAGAGUUUCCAAAUUCAAUUAUAGCCAAAUUGUGUAAUAGGAGGGAUAAAUGGAAGAAAUAAAGUUACCUUCAAUAUUACUUUAUAUAAAUUAAAAUUUACACAUGUUACAAGUAUGAAACUUUCCUUGCGAAAUGCUAUGUAAAU